AAGCACAACACACAAUUUUGUUUUUUCUCCUUUCUCCAAACUCCGACCACCGCCGCCGGGUCCUCCUCCUGACUUCUCGGAGCCUCUCGCCGCCGCCCCUCUUCUCCCUCCACCGGUGACUGAAGCAGGUGCUGGACGCUAGUCGGGGCCCCUCCUAGUCGUGAAAUCGAAGCGGGAGGAGGAUUAUGGAGCCGGACAUACAGAGGAACGAGAUGCUGCUGGCGCCGACGAUGGCGUUCAAGAAGGUGCAGAUGGCGGACAAGUACCCCAAGGGCCAGUCCCGUGGCCGCCAGUGGAAGCACCUCCGCUUCCUCCUCCAGGCCGCCGACGCCACCUCGCUCCCCCCGGACCGCCCCAACUAUCUAAAUAUUCAGUCGCCGCCAUCCAUUUAUCCACCGAAGAGAUACUGUGACGUAACAGGUUUUGAGGCACCAUACGUAGAUCCCAGGACCAAGCUGCGCUAUGCUGAUCCAGAGGUGUUCAAGCAAAUCAGAAAUCUUCCAGAUGAAUAUGUCCAAAGAUAUCUGGCCGUGAGAAAUGCAGCAGUUGUUCUACGAUAACAAACUCCCGCGCUACUGUCCCUAUUCGACUAGCAAGUAUCCCGCUCUGUAAUCAGAAUGGGGUUUCUUCCCCCUCCUAAUUGCGCUGCUGGCUUAUAUGAGCAUUCUGAAACGUAGACCUAGGGUACUGAAACCUUUGAUCAUUUCGAAGAGAUGUUGAGUCACCAUUUAUUGUCAUUGUUGUGCCUUACCAGCUUGGAAACGCUCUGUCCUGUUAUUUCUGUUAAUAUUCUGAUA
Molecule: messenger RNA, 797 nt
Organism: Lolium perenne
Lineage: Eukaryota; Viridiplantae; Streptophyta; Magnoliopsida; Poales; Poaceae
Source: RefSeq, a predicted model, not a curated record